GCCAGUCCAAGCCCCGCCCUCGGGUCCUAACGCGAGGCUCCCGCAGGGCUGUCCGCGGCCGCGCCGGGCUCCGCCUGCCGUGUGGCCCGUCCGGACAGUCUCUCACCCCGGCCUGCGCUGCUGCGUGGACUCGGGCCUCAGGAAAUCCGCUGCGGCCCAAGGCUUGCCGUUUGACGAGGAGCAGUCGCGGUAGGCGGUGGGCAAGGCUGCCCUGGGCGGAGGCCGAGGCGCAGCUCGGGCUCCAGCAUGGCGACCGUGGUGCGCGCUGUGGGCUGCCUCCCCGUGCUGUGUAGCGGGACGGCAGGACAUUUAUUGGGGAGGCACCGUUCCCUAAACACCUUACCAGCAGCUUCCAUUUUGGCCUGGAAGAGUGUUCUCAGCAGUGGCCAUUUGUCACCACUGGGAACCAGAGACACCCAUCCCUACGCCAGCUUGAGCCGUGCACUGCAGACACAAUGCUGUAUUUCUUCUCCCAGUCACCUGAUGAGCCAGCAGUAUAGACCAUAUAGUUUCUUCACUAAAUUGACUGCAGAUGAGCUGUGGAAAGGCGCUUUAGCGGAGACUGGUGCUGGAGCAAGAAAAGGAAGAGGCAAAAGAACUAAAAAGAAGAGAAGAAAGGAUCUGAACAGGGGUCAGAUCAUUGGUGAAGGGCGUUAUGGUUUUCUAUGGCCUGGACUGAAUGUCCCUCUUACGAAAAAUGGAGCAGUGCAGACCAUUGCCCAAAGAAGCAAGGAAGAGCAGGAGAAGGUGGAGGCAGACAUGAUCCAGCAGAGAGAAGAGUGGGACCGAAAGAGGAAGAUGAAGGUUACACGGGAGCGAGGAUGGAGUGGAAACUCAUGGGGAGGCAUCAGUCUUGGCCCCCCUGACCCUGGUCCCAAUGGAGAAACAUAUGAGGAUUUUGAUACCAGGAUACUUGAGGUAAGAAAUGUUUUCACUAUGACAGCGAAAGACGGAAGAAAGAAAUCGAUCCGUGCCCUGGUGGCUGUGGGGAACGGAAAAGGAGCUGCAGGUUUUGCUGUUGGGAAAGCCACUGAUCGGAUGGAUGCUUUCAGGAAAGCAAAGAACAGAGCAGUUCACUAUUUGCAUUAUAUAGAACGAUAUGAAGACCAUACAAUAUUCCAUGAUAUUUCAUUAAGAUUUAAAAGGACGCAUAUCAAGAUGAAGAAACAACCCAAAGGUUACGGCCUCCGCUGCCACAGGGCCAUCAUCACCAUCUGCCGGCUCAUUGGCAUCAAAGACAUGUAUGCCAAGGUCUCUGGGUCCAUUAAUAUGCUCAGCCUCACCCAGGGCCUCUUCCGUGGGCUCUCCAGACAGGAAACCCAUCAACAACUGGCUGAUAAGAAGGGCCUCCAUGUUGUGGAAAUCCGGGAGGAAUGUGGCCCUCUGCCCAUUGUGGUUGCCUCCCCCCGGGGGGCCUUGAGGAAGGAUCCAGAGCCGGAAGAUGAGGUUCCAGACAUCAAACUGGACUGGGAAGAUGUGAAGACUGCGCAGGGAAUGAAGCGCUCUGUGUGGUCUAAUUUAAAGAGAGCCGCCAUGUAACCUUUCUGGCCUUGUGCAGCCAGUUCCUGUGCUGCCCCGAACCUAGGAGAGGCAGCCCCUCACAGCUUGGGGUGUUGCCUUGCCUUUUGUUUGUUUUGAGGAAAGUUUAAUCUUUAAACUCUUUAGAAAUAAAUAAUUAUACUUUCA
Molecule: messenger RNA, 1686 nt
Organism: Symphalangus syndactylus (siamang)
Lineage: Eukaryota; Metazoa; Chordata; Mammalia; Primates; Hylobatidae
Gene: MRPS5
Product: mitochondrial ribosomal protein S5
Biological process (GO): translation
Cellular component (GO): ribosome
Molecular function (GO): structural constituent of ribosome; RNA binding
Source: RefSeq, a predicted model, not a curated record